This is a messenger RNA of Phyllotreta striolata, 1966 nucleotides long. Lineage: Eukaryota; Metazoa; Arthropoda; Insecta; Coleoptera; Chrysomelidae. The record is from the annotation of a GenBank genome assembly.
GUCGUCGUGCGCGAACCCGCCCUCCCAACCGGAUCCAGACAGCGCCGGAACAUCCGAUCAGCGACCGGAGCUUGUUCGAGAGUUUUUGCCGCCUUUUUCGUGCUCCGGGAGAGGGGUUUUUUUGGCUUUUUUUCGGUUUGAUUCUCGCGCGGCGGGGAUGAAUUUUCGGCCGUCUGGCGCCCCCCUCGAAUCCGUCAAGAUGGAGUAAAGCGUUAUCUGAUCAUGGAAUCGCUCGUCCUAAUGGAAAAUAACACCGAUUAUUUCGUUGUGAAAAAUACGGAUAAUGCUGCUUCAGUAGAAGGGAUUAUCAUAAACGAAUCGUGCACGGAAAAUGGAAUCGGAUUCAUGGAGGAGCAGGACACCGUCACGAUGAUGUCGAUACUCGUCAUAGGCGUGUUCUUAUCGUUGCUGAUUUUCCUAUCUGUUGCUGGGAACAUAUUAGUUUGUGUCGCCAUUUAUACGGACAGGGGCCUACGUCGAAUUGGGAACCUCUUUCUGGCCAGUUUAGCAAUUGCUGAUCUUUUCGUCGCUUGUCUGGUUAUGACAUUCGCCGGAGUCAAUGACAUUUUAGGUUAUUGGAUUUUCGGUGCUCAAUUCUGCGACACCUGGGUGGCCUUCGACGUCAUGUGCUCAACAGCUAGUAUACUUAAUCUUUGCGCCAUAUCACUAGAUAGGUAUAUUCACAUUAAAGACCCCUUAAGAUAUGGUAGAUGGGUGACGAGGAGAAUAGCUUUGGUAACCAUAGCGACGAUUUGGCUGCUCGCCGGAUUAAUAUCGUUCGUUCCGAUUUCUUUAGGGCUUCACAGGCCUCCUCAACCGCUCGUUUACAAUGCAGGAGGGCAAAAUUAUCCUACGUGCGCUUUGGACCUGACGCCCACUUACGCCGUGGUAUCUAGUUGUAUAUCUUUCUAUGUUCCCUGUAUCGUAAUGAUAGGCAUCUACUGUAGGUUAUACUGUUACGCUCAAAAACACGUUAAAAAUAUUAGAGCCAUCACGAGACCGAUAGAUUUGCCCGACGCCGCCAUCAAGAAGAAGAGCACCAAGCAGAAAAAUAAAGCUCUUCACAUACAUCUGCACAACCAUCACAGUAGCCCCUAUCACGUCAGCGAUCACAAAGCCGCCAUUACAGUAGGCAUAAUCAUGGGCGUGUUCCUCAUCUGCUGGGUGCCGUUCUUCUGCAUAAACAUCGUCACCGCUUUCUGCAAGACCUGCAUACCGGACAUCACCUUCAAGAUACUCACCUGGCUGGGCUACUCGAACUCCGCCUUCAAUCCCAUCAUCUACUCCAUCUUCAACACGGAGUUCCGGGAGGCGUUCAAGCGCAUCCUGACCACCCAUUACCCGGAUUGGUGCAAAUGCGGAUACCAAUCGGUGAGCUUGCACAACGACAAGUAUGUAACAGACUACGGCACCAAGACGUUGGUGGUGAACGCCCGCAGGAACGGCUCCUUCGGGGAGUUCUCCAGCGAGCACCUCAGCUGCGAGUCGGUCAGGCAGACGCGGGUCAACUCGGAGAAGGAUAUACUGGAGGAUAUCAGCGCCAUUUGACAUCAGGAUUGCGACAAUUUGCAGGACACGUUGGUUUAGUAAGAGUUUGUGCGGUUAUGUUCAAUGUUGGUGUCUGGAUGGAGCUUCAACAUCGAAAAUUAUGGGAGGGAAAGGGUAACGCUGAGCGUCCUGUAUGUAGUUCGAUACAAGGCUGUAGUUAUUGAAAAUCCUUGUGUAUUAUAUCAUAAAGCGUAGAUAUUGUAGGUAUAAUGGAUUCACUCUUCAUAUUUUAAGGCUGUGCGUUGUAACAAAAUAAUUUAGUGGAAAAACAAGAAAGUUAAUUAUACCACGAAGAUAAAUUUUAGUCCAAAUGAUAUUAUUAACAAUCAUAUCUUCCUAUAAUAACAUACAUACAUGCCGAAAUACCUAUUUAAUAAUGUUCCCUGAUUCACUGUAAAGGACCAGUCCAAUGGGGCGU